AACGUCUAAUAAUUAAUACUAUACUCUAAAGCAUUGCAUCAAUAGAUUGAGCGCCAAAUGGCUGACAAUAACGAUAGCCUAAAGAUGACGACGACUACUACCGCUGCUGACGACGACAACAAUGCCAUUGUUGAAGACGUGGCCGACAAUGAUGACGGCAACGAUACCGAAACGGUCACAAUGUUGGAUGUACUACAAGAAGAGCAAGACUUGGAGGAGAAUGCGUUUGCAGUGUUGGGCGGAAGCGAUGACAAACAUUGUACUUAUCUGAAGGGUUACGUGAAUCGACAGGCGCUGUACGCGUGCAAAACGUGCCAAUUGGUGGCCACCAGCGAUACUGACAGCGAGCCCCGUGCGGCCAUAUGUUUGGCCUGUAGUUAUCAGUGUCACGAUGGCCACGAACUGGUCGAGUUGUAUACCAAACGCAACUAUCGGUGCGAUUGUGGUAACGAAAAGUUUGCCGAAAAUCGGUGCAAAUUGUAUCCGAAAAGCGGACACAACGAUCUGAAUCGCUAUAAUCAUAACUUUGACGGCUUGUAUUGUGUUUGUAAGCGUCCGUAUCCGGACAGCGACGACGAUACCGAUGACCAGAUGAUUCAGUGUGUGGUCUGCGAAGAUUGGUAUCACGGAAGGCAUUUGGGAAACUUUGUUGAUAAUCAAGAGUUUGCUGAACUAAUUUGUGGUCAUUGUAUGAAUCAGUUGUCAUUCCUCUGGUACUACAAUAAGACAUUUUCAACAGAUGUGAUCUUAGAAAAAGCCGAAACCAGUAAAGAGAUUGACGUUACCACUGGUGGUGAUAAUAAACCAGACAUUCAAACGAAUGACAAACCAAUAGAUGAGUUACCAAUUAGUCAGACGUCGUCAUCUGUCGAUAGCGGUAUUGAAAGUUCAUGCGAUUCAUUGGCCGAUUUGUCGGCAAAACCCAAUCAAUGUCGGCUAAAAAAAUUGAUGAGUGAUAUGAAACCUAAAUCAGCGCCAACUGAGUUGUCGCCGAACUACUGGCCAAUGGAUUGGCGCCGAAGUCUUUGCAAAUGUCCAGAAUGUUUAGAUUUAUACAAACGCAAGGAUUGUCUGUUUUUGAUCGAUGAAAAAGAUAUGGUUCACUACUAUGAGAAUGUGGCCAAAGAGUCCAAUACGAAAGUCAGUGACUAUGACAAGGGAUUGUCGGAGUUGGGCAAAAUGAAUCGGGUCCAACAGAUUGAGAUCAUCAAUGGCUAUAAUGAUUUGAAAAACGAAUUAACCGAUUAUCUGAAGACAUUUGCCACAGCUAAGAGAACUGUUACCGAGGAGGACAUCAAUGAAUUCUUUCAGCAGUUUACUACACGACAAAAGCGACAAAAGGUGGAUAUGUCGUACUUUUGCAAAUAAAACGACUUUCCUCAUACACACAUACACACCGGUAUACUUACAGAUACAAACACACACACCAUAUCACCCGUCGGUUUAUAAAAAUAAUAAAUAUUUUUAUUUUGUUUUCCAAAACUUACGGAAAGAUCAAAUUUUUAAAACAAACAUAAAACACAUACAUUUAAAAACACUCACUAAUGUUUAUUAUUAUUAUUUUUAAAGUUAUAAAAUAA
This is a messenger RNA of Oppia nitens, 1580 nucleotides long. RefSeq names its product putative E3 ubiquitin-protein ligase UBR7. The transcript is spliced from 5 exons. The record is from RefSeq and is a predicted model, not a curated record. The coding region runs from base 58 to 1368 and encodes 436 amino acids. Gene Ontology annotation, cellular component: cytoplasm. NCBI's taxonomy places the organism in Eukaryota, Metazoa, Arthropoda, Arachnida, Sarcoptiformes, Oppiidae. Gene Ontology annotation, molecular function: zinc ion binding; ubiquitin protein ligase activity.